Acanthosepion pharaonis is the source of this 822-nucleotide messenger RNA. The record is from the annotation of a GenBank genome assembly. NCBI's taxonomy places the organism in Eukaryota, Metazoa, Mollusca, Cephalopoda, Sepiida, Sepiidae.
AUGACACAUCAUUUUAAGUUCACUAUUUGCCCAUGGCUGGGACCCUGCUAUGGUGGCCCACCAACCCUGGUAGCUUUUGUCUUUCUCAAAACUUUACUAUCUUGUUUUCUUACCCACCUUCUCUGUUUUUUGCAAUCUGUCUCACUUUCUUUUUUUCUUUCCAUUCUUUCUCUCUGUAAUUCUUUCUUUCUCACUGUUUUUCUUUCCACUCCAUUACAUUUUCCCCUCUCUCAGUAUGUUUGUUUCUUUCCCAUUUCCUGGUAUUUUUUUUUCUCUCUCUCUCUCUUUCUCUCUCUCUCUUUGAAUUUUUUGUCCACCCCUCUCUGUAUAUUUGUUUUAUUUCCCUUCUCUUUCUCUCAGUACUUUUCUCCCCCCCCCUCCUCUCUCUUGGCAUGUUUUCUUUUCUCCACCCUCUCUCUCUUGGCAUGUUUGUGUUUUUUCUCCGUUCUCUCUUCGACUUCUCUCACUUUUCUCUCUGAUUUUUUUAUUGUUUCUUUCCUCUCUCUCAACAUGUUUCUUGCUCAGCAUUUUCUUUCAUUUUUCCUGCCUCCUUUUUUCUUUCCUCUCUUUAUCUAUUUUAUUUAUUUUCUCACUCUCGUUUUCUUCUCUCUCAUCUCUUUCUUUCCUAUCUUGAACUCCUCUUUUUUUCUGUCUUUACUCUUUCACCAUUUUCUUAUCUCUUUCUUUACCAAUCUUAACCUCCCUGACUGUGUCUCUGUCUCUUUCAUCCUCUCACUCUGUACAAAGAUUAUCUCCAACAGUCCCCAUUGUUUUUCAUUUUUAUAUUUCUUUUCCAAAUGUAUUAUCAUUCCUCCUCCUUAG